AACAGACAAUAUUAAACAGGUAGGAAAACAGGGGCUACAAAACAGGUUUUCCUUUCUUAACAGGUGUUUGGAUACUGAUUUAUUACAGACUACAGAUUUUAUACAGGCAGUUUCUUCAGUGCAGAGAGGGGGUCCUUGAUUACUUCUGUCGCAUGAUCUUUGAACGCUGUUUUGGGUUUUGUUUAUGGACUCCAUAGCGUAAGCUGCUGGGCUAGCCAGUUGCCUCGCCGCUAGUGUAGUGGCCUUGGUUUCAAUGGUUUUAGCUAUGAAUAAAAAACGUGCUAUAUGACAGAAUAAAGCCAAUUUACUAGCUAGCUGACACCGCGUAGAAAUCAAAAUCAGCAUGCAGCCAAAAGCCUUAAAACUGUGCCAGGACGGUGGUAUCUGAUCAUCCAAAAUGCCUUAUAAACCCCUGAAGUUACACAAGAGUACCCACUACAUUGAACUGGGGAGUUACCAGUACUGGCCUGUCCUGGUGCCACGGGGAAUCCGCCUUUACACAUUUGAACAGAUUCCUGUAUUCUUGAAAGAAAACCCAUACAUUACAGAUGGAUACAGAGCACAUCUACCAUCAAAACUCUGUUUAAAAAGUAUUUUCAUCCUGUCCAAUGAGACGGUUAACAUAUGGAGUCAUCUGCUGGGGUUUCUGCUCUUCUUCUUACUGGGGGUGAAUGACAUGUGCGCAGUGCUGCCAGCUUCAGGUGCCAACAGAGAAGACUAUGUCAUCUACUGCAUAGGACUGUUCUGCUUUCAGGUGUGUAUGCUGUGCUCGGUGGGGUAUCACCUGUUCUCCUGCCACCGCUCAGAGAAGACAUGUCGCCGCUGGUUGGCGCUGGACUACGCUGGAAUCUGUGUUGGAAUCCUUGGCUGUUACGUUCCAGGGGUCUUCUAUGCCUUCUACUGCAAUAUAUUCUGGAGACAGGUGUACCUGGUGACUGUUCUAGCAUUGAUACUGGCCGUGUUCUUGGCUCAGAUCCACCCUGACUACCAUUCUCAGGAGUGGCAAUACCAGCGAACUGCCAUCUUCUGCUCAGUGGCUGGCUAUGGGGUCAUCCCAGCCAUCCACUGGGUCUGGCUGAAUGGAGGCUUCGGCUCUACAGUCGUCCAGUUGUUCCUGCCUCGUGUGAUGGUGAUGUAUUUGAUAGCUGGAGCAGCGUUCCUCUUCUACAUCUCUAAGAUCCCAGAACGCUACUUUCCAGGUCAACUGAACUAUGUAGGUGCCAGCCACCAGGUGUGGCAUAUCCUGGUUGUUUUUAUGCUUUACUGGUGGCACCAGACUGCAGUGUAUAUAAUGAACUUCAGGCACAGCCAGCCUUGCCCCCCUCUUUACACCAGCAGCGGCUAGAGCUUCAAACGAGCAGCAAUAGAGCCCCUCAGUGAAAACCUAUACUUAUACAUUGUGUAGAUCUGCCUCUGAACGCACCUCUUCCACUAAAGAUCUAGAAGCCUAUGUGCAUGUGCAGAACACUUUCUGGGUACGUAUUCAUGAUGUACCUGCUCUUUUGGUGCAUUAAGUUGCAGCUUAUUUCCUCUCAAACUUUUUUUCUUCACAAUUUUGUGACAUUGAAUUUAAGGCUUAAGGCUCUGCUUUGUCGCAGCAAUCCCAGAUUGCUUUGAUGUGUCUUCUGCAGCACAUGCCAUACUGUUUUUUGUCACGCUGCUCACUGAACCAGUAAGUCUACAUUGUGAAACUCUGAGUAUCAUGGAUAAGUCCAGGGGUCUACACUACACAUUGGCCAGCACUGUCCAUGUUUGGGGGGUUGGGGCCAAAUAUGGUUGCCUUGCCUCAUCUCACUCUAGCAAGCUCAAUUAAGGUUGCUGGCUGGAGAGUGUUUUCCCUCCUGCGCAUAGGCAUUCAGGGUACACUUCCUGUUUGAGCGAGGAGUGUGCCAAGAAGCAGAGCGGCAAUGGACGUACUAGGGAAGAUACAUACUUCAACCUCAGGUUUAAAGUGUAAAACCUUUUUUAAAGUUAGGAGUGAGGAGCUGCAAACUGACUGCUCUGUAAAGAGGGUAUAUAGAAUAAAUACAUGCGCAGAAAAUUAUCCACACAUGCAUGGAAGAUUCAGGAUCUUUAGCAGAAAUGACUUUAGAUCUGCAGUAAUGUCCAUGUCUACAUGCUACAGAGGGGCUCGGUCAAGCAGACAAGACCAUGCCAAGUUACCACAACCAUACUAUCAGACCUUACAGAUGUCUGUAGAAUGAUUGAACAAGUCAAAUGGAACAAUAAUCUCUACAUUUUUAAGGAACUGCUUCCUGUGAAAAAAUAGGGGGCCAGGUUAUUAUACAAGAGUGAAGACGGGUCAGUCAAAGCCUGGUCCCUACCUGGAAAGCAGGGACUCAUGCUGUACAAAAUGCAGCUACAACUGAACAAAAUCUGUAAUUCUCAGAUAAUUUUUUCCUACUUUCAUCAUCAAGUGUUACUGUUACUGUGUGAAUGUUUCAUUUUGUGAAUAAGUACUUCUUGAAAUGCUGCCUUUGGCACAUUUGACCUUACAAGGAUUAUGUGCAAUAUCUAUCUAGACCAGAGGUGUCAAACCGGUUCCACGGAGGGCCGAGUGUUUUCGGUUUUUCCUUUAAAUUGGUUCCCAGUUCAGAC
Esox lucius (northern pike) is the source of this 2598-nucleotide messenger RNA. RefSeq names its product progestin and adipoQ receptor family member 3-like. Gene Ontology annotation, cellular component: membrane. Bases 398 to 1345 code for a protein of 315 amino acids. The transcript has 7 exons. Lineage: Eukaryota; Metazoa; Chordata; Actinopteri; Esociformes; Esocidae. The record is from RefSeq and is a predicted model, not a curated record. Gene Ontology annotation, molecular function: signaling receptor activity.